AUGGCCCAGAAAGAAGAGGCCGCUGCAGCCACUGAAGGCACUACAGCCGCUGCACCUGCCUCCCAGAAUGGGGAGGAUCUGGAGAACCUGGACGACCCAGAGAAGCUGAAGGAGCUGAUUGAGCUACCACCCUUUGAGAUCGUCAAGGGGGAGCGGUUACCUGUCAACUUCUUUAAGUUUCAGUUCCGGAAUGUGGAGUACAGUUCCGGGCGGAACAAAACCUUCCUUUGCUAUGUAGUUGAAGUGCAGGGUAAGGGAGGCCAAGUGCAAGCAUCUCGGGGAUACCUAGAGGAUGAGCAUGCAGCUGCCCAUGCGGAGGAAGCCUUCUUCAACACCAUCCUGCCAACCUUCGACCCAGCCCUGAGGUACAAUGUUACCUGGUAUGUGUCCUCCAGCCCCUGUGCAGCUUGCGCUGACCGCAUUAUCAAGACCCUUAGCAAGAGCAAGAAUCUGCACCUGCUCAUUCUGGUGGGGCGACUCUUCAUGUGGGAGGAGCCGGAGAUCCAGGCUGCUCUGAAGAAGCUGAAGGAGGCUGGCUGCAAACUGCGCAUCAUGAAGCCCCAGGACUUCGAGUACAUCUGGCAGAAUUUUGUGGAGCAAGAAGAAGGUGAAUCCAAGGCCUUUGAACCCUGGGAGGACAUUCAGGAGAACUUCCUAUAUUAUGAUGAGAAGUUGGCAGAUAUCCUGAAGUAGGCGACUGGGCUGGGACUCAUGUCUGCCUGCUGCCACCAAGAGACAGCAGACAUGUAUGGCCAUUUGGGACAUGCCUGUCUUCCUAAUACCACUCAGAACUGGACAACAUUCGGCACCAACCAAUCCUACUGGACAAGGCUCAGAGGACUCGAAAUACACCUCUCAUGCUACAAUUCAUUUUGGUGUGUGUCUCUCUCCCUAAGGCUGCUCUUAGGAAAGAGAAAAGUGAGCUGCAAGGAGAGAAAUGCAACCAUAUAUGGGCACCAGGCAUUUGUGCGGCAAAAGGUCCUAAUUACUCCCCCAAAAAGGCUGCUUAAGACAAAAAACCUCAGACCCAAGGUACAGAUCUUUGAAAUAUGUCCAGAAAUGCCCUUUAUGUUAAGUUGGGUUUCUAUUUUUUUUUUAAAAGAAAAACAACAUUAAUAAAAGAAGUGGUGUG
This is a messenger RNA of Galeopterus variegatus (Sunda flying lemur), 1132 nucleotides long. RefSeq names its product apolipoprotein B mRNA editing enzyme, catalytic polypeptide-like 2 (gene APOBEC2). The transcript is spliced from 3 exons. The record is from RefSeq and is a predicted model, not a curated record. Gene Ontology annotation, molecular function: RNA binding; cytidine deaminase activity. Bases 1 to 693 code for a protein of 230 amino acids. Gene Ontology annotation, cellular component: cytoplasm; nucleus. Gene Ontology annotation, biological process: cytidine to uridine editing. NCBI's taxonomy places the organism in Eukaryota, Metazoa, Chordata, Mammalia, Dermoptera, Cynocephalidae.